Messenger RNA from Prunus persica (peach), 1828 nucleotides. Its product is annotated as zinc finger CCCH domain-containing protein 16. NCBI's taxonomy places the organism in Eukaryota, Viridiplantae, Streptophyta, Magnoliopsida, Rosales, Rosaceae. The coding region runs from base 195 to 1382 and encodes 395 amino acids. The transcript has 10 exons. The record is from RefSeq and is a predicted model, not a curated record. Gene Ontology annotation, molecular function: metal ion binding.
CAGAGAUAGACACAGGCGGUUAAAUAGUAGUAGUUUUCUCUUUUUUGGUUGGAACAUUGAAGGCGGGCAGGCGUACCAAGCAACUUGAUUAGGGGUUUAUGAAUUGCGGUUUUGGUUCUGGGCGAAACGUCCUUGAGUCAAUUGGAGUUGGUUCCUGAGGAGACUGGCACUUGGGGACUGUUGCAGUUGCAGGGAUGCCUGUAAAGAGGGAACCCUGCAAAUACUUUCAGCGUGGCAGCUGUCAGUUCGGAGAUAGGUGUAAAUUUCUCCAUGUGAUUCAGCAACAGCAAAAGUCCAAUAUCUUUGGAUUUGGGCCACAAUCUGGCUCAAACCAACAGAGAAAGUCCAAUCCUUAUGGUUUUGGGGUUCAAAACAACUCUCAGUCAAAAGGGCCAGCUGAUUUUGGUUCCAAACAGAGCCAGUUUAAGCCUUUUGAAAACAAAUGGUCCCGUUUCUCCUCCCAAACUGCUAGUGCUGCCCCUUCAUCACAGAAAUCUGAUAAGCAGCCUCAGGCAACAAAUCAUAGGUGCACAGAUCCCGAUUCUUGCAGAAGUAUAAUUAUUGAAGAUAAUGAGCAUGAGAGUCCACUUUGGAAGCUUACGUGCUAUGGUCACUGGAAAAAUUUCCCUUGUGACAUCGUUGGUGAUAUUAGUUACGAAGAGCUGAGGGCAGCAGCAUAUGAUGAUGCCAAGCAUGGGUUGAACAUGCAGUCGAUAAUUGAAAGAGAGAGAAAUUUACUCAAUACCAAGUUGAUUGAGUUUGACAAACUUGGCAAGCCCCAGGGAGCUCUACUGAAACCUAAUCAUUCCGGCCAAAAUCCUUUACCUUCAGCUAGUCAAAAUGCAUUCUUGCAGGCUGCUAACAAUAGUGCUGCUCCGUCACUCUCAAGUUUUACCCAAUUGGGCACAUCCCUCAACACGGGGUUUGGACCAAGGCCGUCUGCACCAUCAAAUAAUGGUUUUGCACAGCUGAAUCCUUUUGCUAAUUCCACCCAGACUUCGAGUGGAUUUGGGACGAACAAUUUUCUUUCUGGAAGUGCUGGUUCACAUGGCAGCCAAUUUCCUGCCACUGCACAUGUAAAUGUUUUUCCCUCGAGUACAGGAUUUGGCAAUACUGGUGUCAUGAGACAUGAAACCAACCCAUUUUCUACUUUAGCAGUGUCAUCACAAAUUCCUAGUGCAACAACUGGUCUGCCACCCAUUCUUUCAGAUGGGCCUACCUCUGCUUCCAAUGCAGUUAGACAAUCAACUACAGAAGUUCAGUUCCUAACUAACAUGCAAAGGGAGAAGAUUUCUGGGGAGACGAGUAUUUGGUUGAAAAAGACAUGGAGUCCUGGAGAGAUUCCCGAAGAUGAACCGCCAGAUGCACUGGUUGAGUUGUAAGUUGUGGUAAUGAGCAGUACAAGCACAACGCUUACUCAUGCAAUUUGCUAGGUGGCCCAAGCACUAUAUGCUUGCGAAACGCAAAAUGGUGACUCAAAUCUCGAGUUGGAACCCAGCCAGAGUUUGGAGACGUUAAGGAAAGAGGGGCUACCUCCAAUUGUGCGGCCGAACAUUCCAAUCAUAUUUUGCAAUAUUUGUAAAGACUUCUGCAUCUACCUUAUGCUCUACACUGUUCCUGUUAAAUGUUCUUGACAAGCUUCUUAUAAAGCGUUUUAUGCCUCAUAUCUCUAUAACUAGCAAAGAUUGUAAUACUCGUGUAAUGGUGUGUAAAUUUUGGAUUUAUUAGUGUACAACAUGAUUUUGUAAGUCUUUGGAUUUAGUUCACAACAUAAUUGCCAUAAAUGUUCUUCAAAUGGCCAGCUCUCUGAAUGAGUUGUUUUGUUCUU